AUGGUCGCCAGCUCGAACGGCGAUCUCUAUACCCCGUUCCCUCAUAUGCACAUGGUCGAGGAGGGUGUCCAGUCGAGCGAAGAAGGUUCGGAUCUCCACUCGCCUAUAUUUGAGGCACCCUACGCUACGCCAGACGGCCGGUAUCAUCUUGACCACUACGCCUACUCGGAUGUCUCUACACAACUACUACCCCCACCGUCGGCUUUUGACGCUCGCUAUGCCGCUCCGGCCGUGGAUCCGCACUCCCGAGAUCCCCAUGUCUUGGAGACACUACAAGUCCCGAGCCCUACAACCAUUCACCACCAUCUAUCGCCCUCGCAUCCACCUACCGACCUCGCUCUUCACGGGCAUGGGCUGCUUCAGAUAGCAAUGCCGUCUUCUCGCUUCCAAACAGAUGUCAUGAACCCCAUUACCGAAUAUUCCAUGCACUUGUCUCAGCCUGCCAGAAUUCCAGAUUCACAGGUUCGACUGUCUGGUGAUCCUGCGCAGUCGUUCCCCUCUCGACAGUCUGCGACCAUGACUGUUGCCGAGUCGAAGCCUCAGAUUUCCUUGUCGUCCUCAUCGGGCCUCGUGCGGGGUAACCCGUCGGGCAGCAACCCAACUUCCUCUCGCCCACCUAGGAGGGAGGCCUCUACCGUCGUCAUUGCUUGUCGGCAAUGCCGUGCGCGGAAGAUUCGUUGCGACUCGACGCGUCCAUUCUGCCAUAAUUGCCUCCGACGGAACAACGAAUGCGAAUACGACGCCGUUCCAAAGCGAAGAGGCCCCGAUAAGAGACCUGGAACGAGGCAACGCUCGUGCAAGAAGCGCCCUCCCGACGCGGAGCCGACGAGUGGGUCAGCGAAGAAGAAGCGGAAGACUGAUGUAGAGGGUGAGAGCGCCGUGCUCUCGUUCGAUGUUAAAGUGAAGGAGAACGUAACAGGCGGCCACAGGAGAGGCCAACUCCCGUCGCGAGGUGCAAUGGAUGACAUGAAUGGCCUGAACAUCCCCCCGCAGCUAGGAGCAUUGUACAUCGAUACCUCGAUACCUCCGCGGGGGACAGGGCCCGAGGCAAUAUACCCUAAAGAUGAUCUCUCACCAUCGUUUCGUCGCUCUUCAGUGAUCAUGGACUAUACCGACCCCAACAAGACAUUCGCUCAAUCUGUGGACGUCAACGUCUCGCACAAGCUCGAAGAUCAAGACAAGCUUUCCUAUAUACCACUCUCUUCUCCUAUUCAACACAGUCCCUCUUCUUGGUGGGACGAACUCCUGGAUCAGUACAACCCGACGUCACGAGAACAAUCUAUGCAAGAUAUCAUGUCCGACCUCAACUUUCUUUUCACGACCAGCAGUUACUGGCUCUCUUUCAUCAAUAUACCUCUAUUCUUCCGUGACCUGCAUGAACCCGAUCUCCGUGGUCGCAUGCAGUCUCUCGUAAUGUCUGCUCUCGCUAUGGCGAUGUUGAUGAAGUCAAGCGAGAUCGAGCUCGGAAGUCGUGGACGAGACCUCGCAUUGACCUUCCGCAACAAGGCUCAGGCGUGUUUGCUAGACGCAUGCCACAGCCACAACUUCGACUAUACCCUCGCGGAAGCUGCCUUAAUCCUAGCUCUGUUCGAGUCUUCUUGCCAUCCAAUGUAUACUCCCGAGCAGGCGACUAGCGCUCUCCAGCUCCUCGACCGUAUCAUCCACGUUCUGUCUCUGUACUCGGUAGAUCGCGAGGACCCUCGUGCCAGCAGCUUCCCCACUCGCUCGGUGCCCAUCGUAUACAUGCAUGACGGCUACCGGCGUCCUGAUAGGUGUUCGUGUCCCACAUAUCCUCCACCCGUAGGAUGGUCGAUCGGUUCCGACCAUCUUUCUGUGACUCUCUCAUUCAACGUGCCUUGGGACCCCACCUGGGACGAGGCGCAGAUCCGCAAGGAGGAAUGCCGCAGACUAUGCUGGUGUGCGCUCACUCUGGUUUCUGCCUACACGGCCCACUGUUCCGCCUUUCAUACGGAGCCGGUCGAGCUCAGUCUUGCGGAGCUCUCCAACUACGUGCUCCUCUUCCCUGGGGAAGAGUACGAAAGCACAGUCGUGCAUCAGCAGGUCCACGAGCAGUCGCCGAAGGAAUCCGUGUGGGCGCUGUAUUGCCGCAGCAUGCUUCUGUGGAACAGCUGCAGUUGCGUACAGCGGGACGAGACUCUCACGACAGACCAGCGGGCAAGCUUCGCUAUCAGCGCGUUCCAGGAAACGCGGGAAAUCCAGGAUGCGCUCGAUAUGCACGUGUGCAACCUUGACACCGGCCUGAUGUACGUCUGUCGGGAGUACCUGUACAACACUCGUAUGACCAUUACGUACGAGCUCCGCCGAUUGCAGGAUGGCGACAUACCGGUCCUGCCGCCCAUCUUCAAUCGCCGCCAGGCCGAAGAGUGGCUUCUUUAUCAGGAUCAGGUUGCUCAGCGCGUCAAGGAGUCUGUGCUUCAUGUCGGAGAGGCCCAAGGCCAUCUCCUCACUCGCCGUCCCUUCCAGGUCACCUGGUUCUCCGACCAGGUCGCGAUUUGCCUUGGUUUGUGGGAGUAUAAUCCCGAACUCAUGCAUGCGCUUGAACUUGCGAAGGCCUUUCUCAUCCCCCUCGACGUGCUCAAUGCGCUCUGGCCGUGCCCGGGGCAACGCACUAGAGGGGAUGAGCUUCGUCGCCGACUGGAAGACGCAUGCCUGUCCGCCGGAAUACAUCCUCCGCUUCCCGAGGAAGUGACCUUGCCCCCUAUCCUCCGUCGUCAUCCUCACUCCGUCGUUUAG
Messenger RNA from Dichomitus squalens LYAD-421 SS1, 2754 nucleotides. RefSeq lists its product as uncharacterized. The transcript has 12 exons. Gene Ontology annotation, molecular function: zinc ion binding; DNA-binding transcription factor activity, RNA polymerase II-specific. Gene Ontology annotation, biological process: regulation of DNA-templated transcription. The record is from RefSeq and is a predicted model, not a curated record. Bases 1 to 2754 code for a protein of 917 amino acids. NCBI's taxonomy places the organism in Eukaryota, Fungi, Basidiomycota, Agaricomycetes, Polyporales, Polyporaceae.